Messenger RNA from Tachysurus fulvidraco (yellow catfish), 3495 nucleotides. It is a transcript of the gene mc5rb, whose product is annotated as melanocortin 5b receptor. Gene Ontology annotation, cellular component: membrane. The record is from RefSeq and is a predicted model, not a curated record. Bases 1582 to 2565 code for a protein of 327 amino acids. Gene Ontology annotation, biological process: G protein-coupled receptor signaling pathway. Gene Ontology annotation, molecular function: melanocortin receptor activity. Lineage: Eukaryota; Metazoa; Chordata; Actinopteri; Siluriformes; Bagridae. The transcript has a single exon.
CGUACACUUGUGUAACAGGUGCAUUUACAGCAUGAGGUCGGAGAUAUACUGUGCAACGAUCAAUGAAGCCCAGUCUAUAACCCAGUAAUUGUUACAUUAUUUAGUGGAGCAGAAAGGCAGAAAAAUGUUUGUGUUUAAUUCAAAAGGAAACAGGCAUAGAGCUGGAAUCAGGCUCCCAGCAGGCAGGGAAUUAGUAUGGCUUGAUAUUGGGAUUCUGGAUGAGUCACAGGUGGUAGAGCUGAAACAUAAUGGAAGAACUUAGGAUGGCUUUUUUCAUCGCAGUGAACUAAGCAAAUUGCUUCACUUGGACUUCAUUAUGUAAAGUUGAUCUUUUGUUUGAUUGACAUGUUGGACUGCCUCACUGCACCGAGGUUAAAACGACAAAUGAUAACAUGGCACAAUCUUAGGAUUUAAUGAUUCACCUUUUCACACUGUUAUAAUUAAUGACUGUUUUCUCAAUCAUACAGGAAAUUAUAAGGAACCAGAAGACAGUUAUCAUUCACACAUUACUAUUACACACUGUGUAGCCCCACAUAUCCAAACCUGUGUGAUUUCUGUGAUAGUGAUUGUGGGUUUUUGGUGUUUCAUGAUAAUAAAAGCUGACAUAUGUUUAGAAACCACUUUGUCUGUCACAGUGUGCCUAAUGUGGAAGAAGUAUCCUGCUAUUUCUUGAUGUCUUUUAUUGAUUUCAUGCUUUAUUAAUACACAAAACACAAAUAACAAUAACAAUAAUACACAAAACAAUAACAAUAAUACACAAAACCCUCAGAAUAAUAACAAACACACCAAUCGUGUUUCAAGAGCAGUAAAAUUUAUUUUUAUGUCAAUAACUAUGUAUGAAACAAUGCCUGUCUUUGUGGAAUUUCAUUACAGCGUUUUCCUCUUUACAUUUGUGUGUCAACUUCAAAAUAAUCUAGUCUGUGUACAAUGGUGACUAUUUCUAGCUGAUUAAACAUGAAAACAGACACAUAUGUCCACAUUAUUAGGGACAUGUGUAGACCUGCACAUACAGUUACCCUCUCAGCUAAUAGGCUUUGGCAAAGACCAGGUGAUUUUUAUUCUAAUCAUCAGCUGUGUUUUGGUGAGUCUGUGCUCAUGAAAGUCUUAGAUCCUGCUUUCAGGUGUUUUUCACACCAUUCUGUGUAAACUCUAGAUAUUGAUUUGUAUGAAAAUCUCAAGAGAUCAACAGUUUCUCAAACCAUUCCAUGUGGUAAACACACCCAUGCCACAAUCAUACCUUUUUUUUCAUUCUGAUAUUUGACUGAAACAUUGACUGAAACUCUUUGAUUUUUGUAUCUGUGGCACAUGGUUGGCUGGAGCUGUGAGGCAGCAAUGCUUCCAGCUGUGCCAAGUAAAAAAAAAAAAAAAAAGACGGGCACUGGAGCUAGUGCAAUUUUCUUUUUUUAAACCAUUGAUAUUGCAGAUAAUAGCAACAAUUCUUAUCUCAUUUUUGAUAAUGUCUUUUUCUUCUUUUUCUUUCUUCCUACAGAUGAACAAGAAUCUGGCAUGAUGAGUCUAUUCACUGACAGACACUCACUUUAAAGUUCUUCUUUUUGGCAGUGAAAGAACCUCAGCCAAAAAAUGAAUACAUUACCGUGGCCUUCAGUAAUUCCAAACAACACUUUCACACCCAUCAAACACAGUGAGGAGUCCAAUAAGUCAACAGGACUUUCAGGAAACUGUGAGCAGGUCCACAUUGCCCCUGAGUUUUUCCUCACUUUGGGUUUGCUAAGUCUGUUGGAGAACAUAUUUGUUAUUGUUGCCAUAGCCAAGAACAAAAACCUUCACUCUCCUAUGUACUUUUUCAUCUGUAGUCUGGCUUUGGCAGAUAUGUUAGUAAGCGCUUCCAAUGCAUGGGAGACUAUAGUGAUCCAUCUCCUGGCUAAUAGGAGGUUAGUUGUAGAAGAUCACUUUAUUCGUCAGAUUGAUAACAUGUUCGAUUCUCUCAUUUGCAUUUCUGUGGUGGCUUCCAUGUGCAGUCUGUUAGCCAUUGCUGUGGACCGCUACAUCUCUAUAUUUUAUGCUCUCCGUUAUCACAGCAUCAUGACUGUAAAGCGAGCAUGUAUGAUCAUUAGUGGCAUCUGGAGCUUCUGCACUGGCUGUGGGAUUGUCUUCAUUGUUUACUCUGACACAACACCAGUGGUGGUUUGUCUGGUUGCUAUGUUCUUGGCCAUGCUGCUCUUAAUGGCAUCUCUCUACAGCCACAUGUUCAUGCUGGCUCGAUCCCACGUAAGACGCAUGGCAUCUCUGGCCGGUUCCAAUGCCUCCAUCCAGCAACGGGCCAGCUUGAAAGGAGCCCUCACUCUUACCAUUCUUCUGGGUAUCUUCAUCGUGUGUUGGGUGCCGUUCUUUCUCCACCUCAUCCUUAUGAUCUCCUGCCCAAAGAACCUGUACUGCAUUUGCUUCAUGUCCCACUUCAACAUGUACCUGAUUCUUAUCAUGUGCAACUCUGUGAUCGAUCCUCUGAUCUAUGCGUUGAGGAGCCAGGAGAUGAGGCAAACAUUCAAGGAGAUCAUCUGCUGCUACAACCUGCGCAGCAUCUGUAGCUUGUCCAGUAAAUACUGAAUAGAAGCUUCAACUUUGCAUCCAUCAUCAUGUAGCACAGAGAAAAGUACAGAUAUAAAAGAAAACAGGACUGCACAACAUUUAUCACAUACUUAGCGGUCUUUGGAAGUCUUUAGAAAAAUGCCUUAGAACUCUAAGGCCUACCAUUGAUUUUAUAUUGAUUUUGGUAUUUUAAAAUGGCGGUAGAGACUUUUUUCUCUCUCUCACACACACACACACACACACACACACACACACACACACACACACACACACACACACACACACACACACACACACACACACACACACUGAGUCCUGACUUUUCCUCUGGAUUACCUCUUUGCUUGCUUUGCCAUGUAUGAGUGUGUACCUGCAUCCUGUCGGCUGUGAUACGUCAGAUGUAGUUUCUUAGAAUUUGGGAGCAAACAGCAUAUUAUUUGAGGUAGAAGAUAUUUUUAUUUUAUGAUGCUUUCUUGUAAUUAAUUUUAGUAAAUUUAAAGGUUUAGAAUUUCAUAUUUUUAUCCUGACUGGAGAAAGUGUACUUCAGCUCUUAAUGAGAAUUGAGAAAUUAUUCUUUUACUUGAGUUAAAGAUUUUGUUACUUCCCCCCAUUGGAGUGAACUACAUUUUCCCCUAAAGUCACUUUAUUUUGUUUUUCUUGUGUUUUCCCCCUCCAGUGGUAUCUGUAAAACAUACAGCAAAAUAAAUGUAUUUAAUUAUUUUCUGAUACACUUUUUCAUGUGCUUGAGCCAUUUUGUUUUUACCCGCAUUGUUGUGUAAGUCCAGUUCUGUGGUAACUGCUGCAAUAGUUGUGUGAUGUAUGUAGUGAAAUUUUGUGAGUGUUUCUGCAUAGUGUUGUGUAUGGUGAAUGUACAGCACAUGGUGCUGAUGUCUAAUUGUGGACAAAAGUGUUACAUUUGUGAAUUUGCUGUCACUCAGACAAAGCCUU